CUCAUUACACUAUUUCAGCACUGAGAGAAUUAGUUGUACUCCUGAUGGAAUCGUUUAGUUACAAAGACCAGUGUCCAGAUCUUGUACUUGGUCACUCAGGAAUUGCCAACCUCGUCGCAUCAUUCCGUAUUAUGUGCUAUGGCUGCCAUUCACAAAUUGUAACGGAAAUGUCUUUGGAAACGGCUCAACUUCAUUCAAAAAAUCUGUUCUUUUGCUUCAAGUGCAGGCCUUCAACAGGAGCAGAAGUGCUGUCAGACCGCUAUUGCAAAGUGUUAGUUUUUACGUCUCUUCCAACAUCACGAUCAGAAUUUGCUGCAAAGAAGGGUAGGUUGCACAACAAACCUGUUCGACUUACUAGUUCGGGAGACGAGGACAUCGCAGUUACGAAUAAACCAAUACCAAAUCAACAACCAGCUAAUAGCAAUGAGUUGAUGUACAGAUCUUUUACCAAUCUGUAUCUACUACCAACAUCUACCCGACUUACUGUGCGGCCGGCGAAUCACUCUCGCUUGUAUGAGUCGACUACGCAAGAGGGUGAUAGAAAGCUAAGUUCCCUUGCGAAUUCGUGGGAACUUAAUGAAACUAUAGAUAAACUCAAAAGCAUUCCUGUGGACCCGAGUUAUAAACUCAAGUCGGAUUACCGUUGUUUGUAUUGCGACAAAACCUUUGUUUAUAAGGCGUAUUGGAAACACCACGAAGAAAAAUUCAUGUGCAGAAAAGCAAACACAUGCAAAAUAUGUGGCAAGAUAUAUGCUCAUAGAAGUUCACUUUCCCGACAUAGGCUGGUACACACAGUUGAUGCGACAAACAAAUAAAAAACUUUUCCCAUUUUGCUGAUUAUGCAGACCUUUAAGAUUAUUGUGGUAAUAAGAUGUUCCGCCCUGUGUCUAAUAUUUAAUUGAAACAGUUAAGUGAGUGUUUCAUUUUUAUUCGAUGUGACCCGCUUUGGACUUAAUACACUAUCAUCGCCCA
Molecule: messenger RNA, 972 nt
Organism: Ciona intestinalis (vase tunicate)
Lineage: Eukaryota; Metazoa; Chordata; Ascidiacea; Phlebobranchia; Cionidae
Source: RefSeq, a predicted model, not a curated record